This is a messenger RNA of Periophthalmus magnuspinnatus, 1740 nucleotides long. Its product is annotated as testis-expressed protein 264 homolog. Gene Ontology annotation, cellular component: replication fork; endoplasmic reticulum membrane; nucleus. Lineage: Eukaryota; Metazoa; Chordata; Actinopteri; Gobiiformes; Gobiidae. Gene Ontology annotation, biological process: reticulophagy; protein-DNA covalent cross-linking repair. The record is from RefSeq and is a predicted model, not a curated record. The transcript is spliced from 4 exons. The coding region runs from base 162 to 1067 and encodes 301 amino acids.
GCUAAAUGAGCAUUAAUUUAACGUAUUUUGGCCUAAUACUGCAUUUUUGCGUUUUAAUCAAUCACUGAAACCAUCUAAUAAUCUAUUUAGCGACAAAUGCAUCAAAUCAAAAGUACACGGUGUUCAAAAAUCAACGAGGUAGGAAAUAGUGCUAGUUUACAAUGCCAGACUGGCUCUGUCCGUGUGCCAUUGGCUUCGUAUUUAGUGUUUUUAUAAUUGCUAGUUUCUUGGUUUACUCGGGACUUUUUUCAAAAGUCGUAGUAUUAACCGGAUCCCCUCCAAUAAAAAAGGUCAUCAUUGUUUACAAGUUUAUUCAAGGACCAUACAAGAACUGCGGCCAUGUCUUCAAGAAAUCCCAGAGUAUUGGACCAACGCUGCCUUGCAUUGGAGUGUUUUAUGACGACCCUAAAAAGGUGCCUGGGCCUGACUGUCGCUGUGCAGUUGGCAGCAUCGUGAGUGAAGGAGAGAACAAAACCCCAGAGGAUCUUCUGCAGAAAUAUAUAACAUCUGGAUUCAGCGUAUUCUCCUUUCCAGAAGUUACACAUGUGGUGACUGCAUCCUUUCCCUAUCGGACAUGUCUCUCCAUAGUCCUGGGUGUCACAAGAGUCUACCCACAACUAACGCAGUACAUCAAGGAGAGGAGGCUGUGUGCCCACCCCUUCAUAGAGGUCUACAGAGCGGGCCACAUCCAGUACAUCGCUCCUCUGGCCCGGCAGGGGGACUUCUACGUCCCGGAGGUCCGGCCGCUAUCCACACACAAGGACUCUCUCAGUGAAUCUGAUGUAUCAGGUGCAGAGUCUAACAGUGAGUGCAGCUUGGGCAGUGGGGUGGCCCUGUCUGACAGCAGAGAGUCCUCCUUAAACCGGUCUUCGGUCCACUCCAAUCCUCCUAGGGCUUCUUAUGAGAGGCAGAGCAGAACCAGGAGGCCCAGGUCCAAAGAACUGAGCUGGGACCAACAUGGCCGACAGGAGGAGAGAGAGGAGAGGCUCUGUGAGGGGGAGUCUAUCCAAAAGAACCAGGAGGUCUCCACUCAGGAAUUGUGGGGAGUGGUAGGAGAGGAGGAGUAGAAACUAAACCAGUGACAAAUGUGAAUGAUGUUACCUCAAAGGGCUGUCAGUGUCAUCCAAAUCAAGGGAUAGCGUAGGCGAUUAUAAGUGGCACAUUAAAAUUUAAGCAGUAUGUAACUUUUCUAGUGGAGGAUAUGCCACCUGUGUCCAUGAAGAUAUUUGCUUUGAUUAGAUCCAAAGUAUGGCAAUAAGCAUAUCUAUAGUCAUCAAGACAAGGUGACGCUAACAGGCCAAGUUAGUCAGAUCUGUGGAAGGGAGACCACACUUUAAGAAUGCAUGUUUUUGGGGAACAAAUAAAACACCCAUAAUAAAAAAAAGCAAAAUACAUUUGUUUAAUGUAAUGCUAUGGAACAUUCCAUGUAAAGCAAUAACACAUAGCAGACCUCCCACUCUCCAUCAGAAAAGUGACAUAGUGCACCUUUAAAUGUGAUUCGGUUCAAUUACCAAAAAGCCUACUAUAGCAGUAAGUAAAAGGGACCUUAAGUUUUCAUCUAGAUGUUCUUAUUUAAAGGAACACAGCUUGAUUUAAAAACUGUGAAUAAUAUACUUAAUAAUCAUCAUCCAGGCACCCAUAGAGGGCUUAAAAUUAUUUACACACUUGAUUAGCUUUAAAAAUCAAACUGACACCACUUUUAUACCUCAAGUAUUUCUGUUUUACAAGUGCCUGCUGGAC